Molecule: messenger RNA, 5246 nt
Organism: Apus apus (common swift)
Lineage: Eukaryota; Metazoa; Chordata; Aves; Apodiformes; Apodidae
Product: dynein axonemal light chain 1-like
Exons: 9
Coding region: 69-1412 (447 amino acids)
Biological process (GO): fatty acid metabolic process; acyl-CoA metabolic process
Cellular component (GO): cytoplasm; peroxisome
Molecular function (GO): protein kinase binding; fatty acyl-CoA hydrolase activity
Source: RefSeq, a predicted model, not a curated record
GGCGGGGGCGGGGGCCGCGCUGCCGUUAUUGCCGUUGGCGCCGCCGCCCUCGCCCAGCUGCCGCCGUCAUGUGGAGAGCGGCGGCCGCCGCCGCGGCUCCGGCGCGGGCCCUGUGCCGGGCCCCGCUGCCGCCCGCCCCGCAGCCGCGGCGCCGGGCGGUCAGCGUGGCCGUGUCCCCCGCCGCCGGCCUGGCGGACGAGCGGGUGGAGACGCGGGUAGCGGGGCUGAGUCCGGGGCAGCCGGUGACCCUGCGGGCGGUGGCAGCUGAUGAGCGCGGCUGCCUCUUCCAGUCGUGCGCGCACUACCGGGCGGACAGCCGCGGCGAGCUGCACCUGGGCACGGAUGCCUCGCACGGCGGGAGCUACACCGGCGUGGAGCCCAUGGGGCUCUUCUGGAGCCUCGCCCCCGCCGGCAUGGAGAGGCCGUACCAGCGGCUCCUUCCCCGCAGCACCGACGUCCCGACCAAGGUGGAGGUGUUUGUCCACGAGAGCCACAGCCUGCCCGACGCCCUGCCCGGGCCGCUGGUGGCCAAGGCCAAGGUGGAGAGGUGGUUCACGGCCCCCGGCGUGCGGAGGAUCCGGCUGAAGGAGGGACGCGUAAGGGGCUCUCUCUUCCUGCCGGCGGGUGAUGGCCCCUUUCCAGGAGUGAUUGACAUGUAUGGUGAUGAAGGAGGUUUGAUUGAAUUUAGAUCCAGUCUCCUGGCUACCCGUGGUUUUGCAGCUCUUUCUCUGCCGUAUUUUGACUUUGAAGAUCUGCCUAAGGUCUUGAAAGAACUCAAACUGGAGUACUUUGAGGACGCAGCUAGAUUCCUACAGCGUCACCCAAAGGCAAAACCAACAACUAUCAGAGAAGCUCUAGCCAGAUGGGAAGAAAAAAAUGGCCAGAAGGCUUCAGAGGCAAAGGAAGUGAAACUAUAUGGUCAGAUUCCUCCUGUAGAGAGGAUGGAUGAAGCUCUCUCCACGCUUGUUAACUGCGAGAAACUGUCGCUCUCUACAAACUGCAUCGAAAGAAUCGCCAACUUGGGCAACCUAAAAAAUUUGAGGAUUCUGUCUUUGGGAAGAAAUAACAUAAAGAACUUGAACGGAUUGGAGGCAGUUGCAGAGACUUUAGAGGAGCUGUGGAUCUCAUACAACUUCAUUGAGAAACUGAGGGGUAUCCGUGUAAUGAAGAAGCUGAAGGUUCUUUAUAUGUCAAAUAAUUUGGUGAAAGACUGGGCAGAGUUUGUGAGACUGGCAGAGCUGCCAUUGCUAGAGGAUCUGGUGUUUGUAGGCAAUCCACUACAAGAGAAAUAUGCCUCUGAUCAGAAGAACAGUUGGAUUGAAGAAGCAACCAAACGGGUACCCAAACUGAAAAAGCUGGAUGGUACCCACGUUAUUAAAGAAGAAGAAGAAGAAGAAGAAGGAGCAAACUGAUGUCACACUCUUGUUUGGUAUUUAAUUAUUUAAGUAACUCCAGAUAGCUUGGCACAUAGAACUUUUAUAUAAUAUUUGUUUUGAAGAAAAUCUUUGAGCAAUUUUUAAAAGACCAGCUUAUCUCCACAGUCUGUCACCGAAAGAGUUCCCAAAAUUUGGGCACACCAACUUUGUCAAGCUUAUGACACCUUCAGUAGAGACCAGUGGAGCUGAAUUUAUCUGCUGUUUGGCUAGCAAGAGAUCUUUACCUAAACUAAUACAUAGUCAUUUUUAAUACCUGAUUAGUAGUGCUUGUUAUUCACUCUUGGGUUAUAAUAGAACCACUUUAUCUCAUUAAGUGCUGUUGGCAAACAAUAUAAUUGGAAACACUGGGGCCAAAAGAACAAAAAUUCUGGUUUAGAGACAUGUUACGGGCUUUGUUGUGUUUAAUUUUGUCACAGCAAUCCCUCAGUAUUUGAAAUAAGCAAGUUUGCCUUUUCAUUCCCUUACCGGUUACGCCAAACGGGCCCAGUAGUGGACCUACACACAAAAAAGGUCUGAUUCUUGCUUGUUACUGGCCUUAAGUUUUGAAGUGGUGAAGUGGGCUUCUCACACUGGAACUCAGCUGUAUUGCUCAGAAUGCCAUGGAUAGCAUAUCUUUAUUUAUUUUAAAGAGGCUACAGGAAUUCUUUGCAUGGUUUAAGUGAGACUAAAAUAUCUGCUGGCUUUUUUUGUCUCUUACUAAGGAUUUUUUUUUUUUUUUUUUGUAAUACGUGGCCUACAGCUGAUUCCUAGUUUUGGCUUGUGUGCCUGGUGGCUAUAAUCCUUUUCAGCUCUGGAAUUUUCCUAUAACUAAGUAAGCUGAUACUAAUAGGGAAACAAACAGUGAAAAAAAGACCUGGGGUUUGAGGACGGAAAAUUUUGUUUUUGAGAAUACUCAUUUUUUAAUGAAAGCACAGAUGAAAGCAGUGAGAGAAAGUGUAUGUAGUUAGUGGGAAGGUGAGCUGAGAUGCAAAGGGGGCACUGGAAAAACAAAAAGGAUUGAAGACAUACUAAAUGUGCUGUAUUGCAGGGUAACCAGUUUUAGUAAACUCCCUUGUAUGAUAGGUAACUACUUUUAGUGAAAGCAUCGAACAAUGAUGAAAAUAUACCCAAUUACUCUGUUGGAUGCCAAUAACAGGGUUUUUUUCUUCAAUUUAAAGAAGACAUCAUGUCACUGAGAAGAUUUUUCUGCAGCUUGUUUUUGUUGGGGUUUUUCAAAGCUUUUCUUCUAAUUUGUGUUACCAUCCUUGUUUAAAUUAAAAUAGCAACAAGUGUACCUGCUGUCUCCAGACCAGACAUAAAAGGGAUGGAGGCAGAAUGCCACUCUCCACUAUUUUGAUUGUGCAGGUGUGGCAGGAGUAGAAAUCUUGGAAGUCAUGGUCAGAGAAAAAAAGGUAGAAUUGGCCCAGACAUUAGUGGUAUUGAUCUCAACUCCAGGUAUAAUUGUAGUAGAAGAUAAUUCUUAAAUCCAUUUCUAGAUGAGCAGUGUGAAGUGGAAGAUUACAAGACAAUCACAGGUUAGUUUCAAUAUAUUGCUAGUUCUUCUAUGAUGGUUGGAAGAAUUAUUGAGCAUUCCAACUUAAAUUGGCAAUUGGUGAUAAGGCUUGAGUUUUAUUAGAUUCAUUACUUAAAAUAAGGUCAAGAGAGCAAUGGCAAAUACUGUGGACAAUCUUUACCUAGCACAAACUGUUUCCAGGCAGCUGCUCUCUUGACCAGAAAGCAUUUUCUCAGUUAAUGAGCUCACUGGAUUUAUCUCACAGACAGCUUUAUAUUUGUAUGUCAUUUAUUUUAGAAUUCUUCUCCUAGGUUUAUCGUUAGUAAAGGCACCACUGACCAAGUAGCAUGAUGGGAGAGUCAAUAUCAUACUGGCUGCUUCUACAACGAAGCCAUUCAGUUCAAUUGCAGCAGCCACUUCCAGCAGAGUGGCUGUGCUUGGGCAGUACACAGCCUGUGGCACACGCAGCCCCUGCCACCCCAUCUGCUCCGCUGGGGCAACAGGGGAUCGGCUUGUGCCAUUGACAACUGUAAUUUAAGUGUUUAACAUGAGCCAGAGCGUGAGUGGGGCAAAACUAGAGUUCUGAAUACUACCAACAAACAGAAAUGCCAAAUUCACCUAUGUGUUUGGAGAAGUUUUCAGAAUAGACCAUGUAGUGCUCUUGUCACAGCACCUGGCCACACGUUUCAACCUCUGUAGCUGGUCUCUCCUUGCACAAGGUCUGCAAGGACGGAAUGCAUGGCUACGUUAGCGCCUCAAACAUGACGGGAGAGCGACCGGGUGCGCUGCCCGGUGCCAGGCAGCCCUUGUCCUUGUCUUUGUGAAAAUAUCUAAAUAUGGGCUAAGGCUGUACAUUUCUGAAGCUCAUGUUAGAUAUGGGCUAUUUUGGGACAUUCUGAGAGCAGAAUAGAAACUUUAGUGUUCUGAGUAUGUGGUGAUGACCAGAAUGAAACACAGCUCCAUUGACAAGAUGUGAGGGCUAAGAGCAGCCCCUGUUUCUUGUGAACAGCAGAGGCUGUAGGUAUGGGAGUCAGUCCAAGAGCUAUUGCAGCUUUGGCAGUAGAGCUGUGAUUGUUGGCCCACUGGCAUCAGCUCUUCUCAAAGAGUAACGAGCCAAAUCUCUUUUUUGGGGGGGGCCUGUAUUAUAGUUACCACCAAAAAAAGAACCAAAAAUCAUUACUGAGGAAUGAGGAAGUCAGUGUCAGCACAAUUAGAACAGCAGUAAGGAACACUUACAAGAUUUCCCUUCAUGCCAUGAUAAAUUUGCAUAUAAUUAAAACCACUUCUGAUUUUAAACUAUGUCAAUCUCAAUGAAACAAUACAGUAAGAAAAUAAUAAACUGUGGCUAUUUGUUAAGAGAUACUGCAGCACAAAGUUGUGUGGAAGGUUCACCUUCAUGUUGUUGUGCCUGAUUAAGCAUUACUGCUUUCCAGAACCAUUCAACACCCCCUCCAAACUUUUUAUCCUCCAAAAUGAGUAAAGAUUUCCUAAAUUUUAAAAUUUGCACUUUAACAUUAUGCACUGGAUGUGGUGGAAGACAUACCUAGGUGGUAGAAUUACAGCAGCUGAUUUGCAUAUUGAUGGUGCUAACCCCCAUCAUGUAUAAGCCAACAGUGAAGCUCAGCCUGCAGGCCCACAGGGAGCAGCUGAGUAAAUGGUAUCAGGCUUGUCCUUCUAUAUUACUUUUUGCUCUUCCCUGUCUCACCACAUCCAGUCAUGUAGUAAGCACAUUAUUGUUCAUGGAUGAAAAGAACACCCAUGUAGAACUUGCAAGCCAUUUGGAAGUCUGCUUCCCCCAGUGAAAUUAUGGAAGAUGAGCAUCCACUUCAUUCCUUAGCAAAAUACGCUAUGAUUAAAUUAGUGAGAGGAAAUAGCUAGGAUUUUGUGCUUGCUUGUUAGCACAUGGACCUCUCUCUUCAAAGAGCUGAUGUGUGCAGUGAUAAUAUUGAGGACUGCUGGGAAAAUGUGAGGGGAGCCCUGAGAACCAGCAGAUUAUUCAGUUUACAGUAGAAGCAGACUCAUCUGAAACAAUCUUCAAGCAAGAGAGCACUUUUAACAUCCCCUUUGGCUAUCUUUUGUAUACAGUAAUUUUGUAGCAUGACCAAACUGUUAAACUUAUUGUGUUUAAAUUAUUUAGGCCUAUGUUUAUGAAUGUUCUUCUGUGAAACUUGUUUAAAAAUAAUAUGUUAUUUUAUACAAACAUCUUUGGCUGUUGUGUAAUUGAAUAGUUCAGCUUGUGGAGAGUGUUCAGAAAUUAAAUUUUGUUCUCAUUAAACUUUCCUAGCUGCUCAGGAAGCAAUGUGUUUAUGGUAUGUAAA